AUGAAUAAAAAAUAUGAUAAAUUAGGCACUGAUGUUUUUAAUAAAGUCGAAAAAAUUAGCUCAGAACUAUUUACAUUAACAUAUGGCGCAUUGGUCACCCAGUUAAUUAAAGAUUACGAAGAUAUUGAACAAGUUAAUAUUAAAUUAGAACAAAUGGGAUAUAAUAUAGGUAUUCGUUUGAUUGAAGAGUUUUUAGCAAAAUCAGGUAUUGGUAGAUGUCAAGAUUUUAUUGAAACUGCCGAAGUUAUUGCCAAGGUUGGUUUCAAAAUGUUUUUAGGUGUAACAGCACAUAUCAGUGACUGGGAUAGCGACAAAAAAGAAUUUCAUUUAAUCAUCGAAGAUAACCCACUUAUCGAUUUUGUAGAAUUACCAGAUCAUUAUAAACAUAAACUUUACUAUUCAAAUAUACUUUGUGGUGUAAUUAGAGGUGCUUUAGAAAUGGUACAAAUGAAGGUUAAAUGUACUUUUGUAAAAUGUGCUCUCAGUGACGAAUCCACAUCAGAAAUUAAAGUUGUUUUAGAAGAAGUUUUAUCAGAUUUAAUUCCAGUAGGUUAUGAUUAA
This is a messenger RNA of Dictyostelium purpureum, 561 nucleotides long. RefSeq lists its product as uncharacterized. The record is from RefSeq and is a predicted model, not a curated record. Gene Ontology annotation, cellular component: cis-Golgi network membrane; cytosol; TRAPP complex. Gene Ontology annotation, biological process: endoplasmic reticulum to Golgi vesicle-mediated transport; intra-Golgi vesicle-mediated transport. Bases 1 to 561 code for a protein of 186 amino acids. The transcript is spliced from 2 exons. Lineage: Eukaryota; Evosea; Eumycetozoa; Dictyosteliales; Dictyosteliaceae.